Messenger RNA from Glycine soja, 1160 nucleotides. RefSeq names its product probable 3-beta-hydroxysteroid-Delta(8),Delta(7)-isomerase. The transcript is spliced from 4 exons. The coding region runs from base 64 to 846 and encodes 260 amino acids. NCBI's taxonomy places the organism in Eukaryota, Viridiplantae, Streptophyta, Magnoliopsida, Fabales, Fabaceae. Gene Ontology annotation, molecular function: cholestenol delta-isomerase activity; C-8 sterol isomerase activity; steroid Delta-isomerase activity. Gene Ontology annotation, cellular component: membrane; endoplasmic reticulum. The record is from RefSeq and is a predicted model, not a curated record. Gene Ontology annotation, biological process: sterol biosynthetic process.
AAAAUCACAUGUGUUGCACGGGUAGGCAAUUAGUUAUUAGUUUAUAUCCAUGCACCAAACCAAAUGUCUUCCCUCCAACUCAGUAGUCAACACUGGGCAGCACUAGACACUACUACUACUACUCUAUCAUUCUCUUCAUCCCCAUUGCAGCAGAAGAAGAAGAUGGAGGGAUCUCAUUCUCAGGUCUCAAAGGGUCAUCCCUACGUCCCACGCGACUUGCAUCUACCCGGCUAUGUUCCUUGCUUCCUCUCUGUCUCUAACAUCCUCUCCAUCUACGUCUUCUCCUCUUUGCUCAUCGUCGCUCUCGUCUGGAUCUUCUCAGGACGCCUUAAGAAAACCAAAGUUGAUAGAGUGCUGAUGUGCUGGUGGGUCUUCACUGGCCUCACACACAUGAUUAUUGGGGGUUAUUAUGUUUUCUCACCUGAGUUUUUCAAGGAUAAGUCUGGCUUCUACAUGGCUGAAGUUUGGAAGGAAUAUAGCAAAGCGGAUUCAAGGUAUGCCGGAAGGAAUGCAGUGGUAGUUACUUUUGAGAGCCUAACAGCUGUUUUGGUGGGUCCACCUUGCCUUCUAGCAGUAUAUGCAAUAGCUACUGGGAAGACAUAUAGCUACAUACUCCAGUUUGCCAUUUCCUUGGGCCAGCUAUAUGGAAGUGCUUUUUAUUAUAUAACAGCAAUCUUGGAAGGUGAUAAUUUUUCUGUGAACUCAUUUUACUAUUAUGCAUACUAUAUUGGAGCAAAUGCCUCUUGGAUUGUAAUACCCUCGAUGGUUGGCAUCCGCUGCUGGGGGAAGAUCUGUGAAGCAUUUCGCAUUCAAGGAGGCCAGACAAAAAAGCCUAAAGUCCGUUGAUGCAGACCUUUUCAGGUUAUUGGUUUUAAAGAUUCUGAGCUAAUAAUGAUGUUUUGGGCUAGUUGAGAUAAGAGAGACUGUUGUAAGAAUUGCCAAUUCAUUCUCUUAAACUGCAUCUCAGGGAGGAAAAAAAAUCCACUGUCAUUUGAGAAGGUGAUGUUUUUAUGCUUUGAACAAGUAUUUUCCUAUCAUUGAGAUUUGAAAUUGAAUGUUAGUUGGCACAAGCUAGAAUAUAGACACCAUUUCUUUUGCUCUUUGAGCUACAGUAGUUGUUCACUUCUUUUCCUUAAUUUGAAAGAAAAAUGUUGAUCUCA